Lucilia cuprina (Australian sheep blowfly) is the source of this 1215-nucleotide messenger RNA. RefSeq lists its product as uncharacterized. The transcript has 2 exons. Lineage: Eukaryota; Metazoa; Arthropoda; Insecta; Diptera; Calliphoridae. The record is from RefSeq and is a predicted model, not a curated record. The coding region runs from base 42 to 1154 and encodes 370 amino acids.
GCAUCAGUUAGAAUGACGAGUCAAAGAUUAAAACAUCAACAAUGCCGAAAUAUGGUAAACAUUUUAAAUUAAAUAUAAUAUUAAAUUUAAUUGCUGUAAUAACAACAAAAACGAACUUGGCCACAACGGAAAUUGUAAACUUGCAACAUCCCAGAUAUGAUUACAUAGAUGUAGCCAAAGAGACAGCCUCGGGACGUAGUAAAGGUCAAACUACACGUAUUUUUACCACAGGCGAUGAUUUGGAUGAAACAUUUUGGUUGAAAUAUUUAGGAGAAGAAUUUCGUCAUGCUGUACAUUUGCAAGUGGAUAGUGAUAAUAAUGUUGUACAAAUUGACAGCAAACAUACGCAGCAAUUGCAACACAAUAAAUCUUUUAACGUAGAAAAUAAAGUGGAGAAACGUACAAGAUUUGUACGACAACCAACGGGAGAUAACAAACAAAUACCAGUGGAAUCUUUAUAUAAAAUAGAUGAUAAAGUAUAUCCAACAGAGAAACCGGAAAAUUUUAAUACAAAUCCUACUACCUCAGAACACAACAACAAUGAUAAAUACUCACACCAUGAGACUGAAAACAAGAAACCAUUAAAGAAUAAUAAAAAGAAAGUAAUAAUACAUAACAAAUACAAACAGAAAAUAAUCAAAGUUAAACCCCCGAGUCCGCUAAAAGCCAUACAUGAACCAAUUGUGGUAAAUUUACCCGAAAUUGAGGAAUCAGAACAUCAAAUCAAUGGCGAACAUGAACCAGUAGUUGUUCAAAUGCCUCCGGUUAUUUAUCAUCAAAAAGCUGAUUUAUAUACGGGAAAACUACCCAAUUUGCCAUCGAGUAAUGAAAAACCCAAUUCAUUAAAUGAACAAAAUUUAGCAUCAUUAAACAAUCAAAAUGCCAAUUUAUAUUACGAGCAAAUCCCGAAGCUAUCACUAAAUCACCAAGAUCAACACCACACCAACACAUACACUACACCUACACAUUCUCAAUUACACUCGACAAAUGUUCAUGAUACACAACAAGAAAACCAGCACAUUCUCCAAACAGACUAUACCACCGCUACACUCAAUCAAAUACAACAGCCCUAUUCCUAUCAAACACUACCUAUAGCCCUCAUGUCUUUGAGUCAACUUCCGGUUGAUUCAUUUGCUCCUCGGUCUUCUCGUUGAACUUCAUUCAACUGAUUUAGUUUUAAGAUUAUUUAUUAUAAAAUUAUUUAUUAAAUAAAUU